Messenger RNA from Cataglyphis hispanica, 1721 nucleotides. RefSeq names its product mitochondrial enolase superfamily member 1-like. Lineage: Eukaryota; Metazoa; Arthropoda; Insecta; Hymenoptera; Formicidae. Gene Ontology annotation, biological process: carbohydrate catabolic process; amino acid catabolic process. Gene Ontology annotation, molecular function: magnesium ion binding; L-fuconate dehydratase activity. The record is from RefSeq and is a predicted model, not a curated record. The coding region runs from base 207 to 1520 and encodes 437 amino acids. The transcript has 6 exons.
UAUUGUACUUGUGUUAGAUGCAUCGCAUGAUGCAGUACAUUUUAAUGACACAAAUAUUUAUGUAAGAAGAUAAGAUAUAUGAUAUUUGUGUCUGCGUUUGUCUCUUGACAUUACGCUCGAAGUAACGAUUCAAUUGCUAUUCAGUUAACAUCGUAAUUAUAUUGUAUUCGGUUUAAAAGUAUUUAGUAUAACCGUUAUUUAAAAAAAUGAUAAAUGCAAAAAUCAUUGAUAUCGAAGUGCAUGAUAUAAGAUUUCCGACAUCAUUACAGCAUCAUGGAAGCGACGCAAUGCAUACUGAUCCUGAUUACUCUUGCGCAUAUGUAACGAUUAAAACGGACACGGAAUAUGAAGGAUACGGCCUUACAUUUACUUUAGGAAGGGGAACUGAAAUUGUUGUGCUAGCAUGUAAAUCCUUAUUUAAAAUCGUUAAAAAUCACACAACAAGAGAGAUUUAUACCAACUUUGCGUCAUUUUGGAGAAAGCUGACAUGUGACACACAGUUGAGAUGGAUCGGACCGGAGAAAGGGGUGAUACAUUUAGCUACAGCGGCGAUCGUUAACGCAUUAUGGGAUUUAUGGGCACGUAUCGAAGGCAAACCUGUCUGGAAGCUUCUUACAGAUAUGUCGCCCGAACAGCUCGUUUCCACUAUAGAUUUUAGAUAUAUUAGAGAUAUAGUGACUGAGCAGGAGGCGAUAGAAAUGCUUGAAAGAAAUGCAGUACAUAAACAAAUUAAAGAACUCACGCUGAAAGAAAACGGAUUUCCCGCAUAUACAACUCAAGUCGGAUGGCUGGGAUACAGUGAUCAACAAGUCGAAGAUCUUUGUAGAUCAUUCUUGGAUCGUGGUUUUGAAGCGUUUAAAAUAAAAGUGGGUCUGAAUUUGGACGAUGACAUCAAAAGGUGCGAAAUGAUACGCAAAGUGAUAGGCUAUGAGAAUAAAUUGAUGCUGGACGCGAAUCAAGUCUGGGAAGUGGGGCAGGCGAUAGAAUGGAUGAAAAAAUUGGCAAAAUACAAACCUUUAUGGAUAGAGGAACCGACGUCUCCCGACGAUAUCUUUGGGCACUCUCAAAUAAAAGACGCGUUAAAGAACUAUAAUAUCGGAAUUGCUAGCGGCGAAAUGUGCGCGAAUCGCGUUAUGUUUAAACAAUUUUUAAUGUUUGGACUUGACUUUUGUCAAAUCGACUCGGCAAGAAUUGGCGGGAUUAAUGAAAUUUUGGCCGUAUAUUUCAUGGCAAAAAAAUUGAAAAUACCAGUAUGCCCACACGCUGGUGGAGUAGGUUUGUGCGAGAUGGUUCAACAUCUUCAAAUGUGGGACUAUAUUUGUUUAAGUCAAACCACUGAAAAUCGUAUGAUAGAAUAUGUAGAUCAACAACACGAACAUUUUGAAAAUCCUGUCCAUAUAAGGAAUGCCUAUUAUAUGCCGCCUUUAUCUUCUGGAUACUCAACUAAACUUAAGAACGAAUGUAUCAUAGAAUAUGCUUAUCCAGAAGGUAACUAUUGGAAAUCCCAGGAAAUUAAAUAAAAAAUUUUGAAAAAUAAAUAUUAUUGCAAAGAAUAAAUUAAAAAAAAAUUUAUAUAAAAUUUAUAUAAACGUGUUUAUAAUUCUUUGUUAAAAACGUUCUAUAUAUCUAUCUAUAUAGAUGUACAUCUUAGAAUUUAAAUAAAUUAUAAAACACAUCUAUCAUAUUCUUAUAAAUAAAAAUCUAUAAAAAUAAAAUCGUAA